AUGAAUUACAAAGCGUUCCUGGAGACCCGCGGUUACACGUUUAAGAGGAACCUCGGGGAAGGCACGUACGGCAAAGUAGUGAGUGCCUACUGUAAAGACCGCAGGAGAAAGGUUGCCAUUAAGGUCAUAGACAAAGAGGAGGUCAGCUCCAACUACUUGGAAAAGUUUCUGCCUCGGGAAAUGAAGAUCAUCAGGACUUUGAGGCAUCCCAACAUUGUCAAGACGUAUGACAUCUUUGGAUUGAACUCAACCAAGGUUUACGUGGUGAUGGAGCUCUGUGGGAAAGGAAACCUCCUGAGGUAUAUCAACCAUCAUGGGGCCUUAUCUGAACCUUUAAGCUGCAGGCUUUUCACACAGCUGUGUAAGGCCAUCAAAUAUCUCCACAAGAAGUACGUCGCUCACAGGGACCUCAAAUGUGAAAACUUGCUGCUGGACAGGCAUUACAACCUGAAAGUGUGCGACUUUGGGUUCAGCAAGCGGCUCAUGUACAGACACGGGAACAUGGUGUUGAGUGAAACCUACUGUGGCUCCUGGUCCUACGCAGCACCUGAGGUUUUGAGAGGACUUCCAUACAACCCCAAAUUGUCCGAUGUGUGGAGUAUGGGUGUUGUGCUGUACGUGUUUAUCUACGCAUUGAUGCUUGAUACCAGCAAUGUAAUAAGACUGGUGGAAAUUCAAAUGAAACACAAAAUCCACCACCCAGAUGUACCGUCUGUUUCGUCUGAGGCCGAGGACCUUACGGGUAUUCUGCACCCGGAUGUGGAGCAGCGGAUUACAAUCAGAAACAUCUUAUGCCAUCCCUGGAUGUUACGCAAAUGGGAAAUGGAGGACACUGAUGAGGCUCCGUUGUCAAACCCUGGCUCUAGACAGGAAGGGCAACCGGAUGAAAACACAAAAGAAGAAGAGGAGCCGACACAAGACAGUUCAGAUCCAGGGGAGGGACCAUCAACUUGUGCCCCAAGAUGA
Messenger RNA from Labrus bergylta (ballan wrasse), 966 nucleotides. It is a transcript of the gene tssk6, whose product is annotated as testis-specific serine kinase 6. Gene Ontology annotation, molecular function: protein serine/threonine kinase activity; ATP binding. Gene Ontology annotation, cellular component: cytoplasm. The record is from RefSeq and is a predicted model, not a curated record. Gene Ontology annotation, biological process: protein phosphorylation; intracellular signal transduction. Lineage: Eukaryota; Metazoa; Chordata; Actinopteri; Labriformes; Labridae.